Molecule: messenger RNA, 1811 nt
Organism: Prosopis cineraria
Lineage: Eukaryota; Viridiplantae; Streptophyta; Magnoliopsida; Fabales; Fabaceae
Product: protein farnesyltransferase subunit beta
Exons: 14
Coding region: 288-1607 (439 amino acids)
Biological process (GO): protein farnesylation
Cellular component (GO): protein farnesyltransferase complex
Molecular function (GO): protein farnesyltransferase activity
Source: RefSeq, a predicted model, not a curated record
UUUUCGCAUUUGCAGGUCAUCUCCACCGGAACGCACCCUCUACCGGAAGGCCGAAAAAUAAAAAAAAAUCACGUGCGGAGGUUUUGGCCCAGCAGUUCCUGAGAGUUCCAGACACACCCCGCGGGUGUUGAAACAAGGAGUAGUGGGUUAGUUCCGUGCGUGCCUGGAAAACGGGGAUCGAGGAAGGAACGACAGUGGGUCUCCAUUCUGCAAGUUCACUUCACUUGACUUCGUGGGGUAAGUAUCAAAGAGGGACCUAAAGCUUGCGGAGAUUUAGAAGGUCAGCCAUGGAUCCUCCGGCUGCUUCAAGCCCGACUGUAACUCAGCGUGAUCAAUGGAUUGUAGAAUCUCAGGUCCAUAAGAUAUACGAACAGUUUGCCAAUCUUCCUCCUAAUGCCCAAUCCGUCAUGUUGGAGCUGCAGCGUGAUAGACACUUGGAGUUCCUGGAAAAGGGUCUUAGAAAUCUGGGUUCCGCGUUUUGCGUUUUGGAUGCCAAUCGACCUUGGCUAUGCUACUGGAUUCUUCACUCCAUUGCUUUGUUGGGAGAAUCAGUUGAUGAUGAAAUGGAAAAUAACACCGUUGAUUUUCUCUGUCGUUGCCAGGAUCCAAAUGGUGGAUAUGGUGGGGGACCAGGCCAGAUGCCUCAUCUUGCCACAACUUAUGCUGCAGUCAAUGCGCUUAUCACAUUGGGUGGUCAUAAAGCUUUGGCAUCAAUUAAUAGAGAUAAAUUGUCCGGGUUUCUACAUCGAAUGAAACAACCAAAUGGGGGAUUCAGGAUGCAUGAUCUAGGAGAAAUUGAUGUUCGAGCUUGCUACACUGCCAUUUCUGUUGCAAGUGUCUUGAACAUUCUAGAUGAUGAGCUGAUCCGUAAUGUUGGAGACUUCAUUUUAAGCUGUCAGACAUAUGAAGGUGGCAUUGCUGGGGAGCCUGGUUCUGAGGCUCAUGGAGGGUAUACCUUUUGUGGAUUAGCUACAAUGAUUCUGAUCGGUGAAGUUAAUCGCUUGGAUCUGCCUCGUUUAACUGAGUGGGUAGUAUUCCGGCAAGGUCAGGAGUGUGGAUUUCAGGGGAGAACUAAUAAAUUGGUUGAUGGAUGCUACUCUUUUUGGCAGGGUGGGGUUGUUGAUCUAUUGCAAAGAUUACGUUCUAUUGUUGAGAAACAAAUGCCAAGCUUAGCUGCUGAAAGAGGCUAUAGUGCUGAAGAGUGUCCACAGAUUCCUACAACAUCUGACGGAUUUGAAGAAGGUGUGAGGAGGUCCUCUUCGGUUAAUUUUAACGACAUUGGUUGUAAUUUUAUGAAGGAACCCAGAGUAACAGAACCUCUUUUUCACAGCAUUGCCUUGCAGCAAUACAUUCUUCUAUGCUCACAGGAUCUAGAGGGUGGAUUGAGAGACAAACCGGGCAAACGUAGAGAUUAUUAUCAUACGUGUUACUGUUUAAGUGGGCUCUCAUUAUGUCAGUAUAGCUGGUCAAAGAACCCAGAUUCCCCACCGUUGCCCAAGUCAGUGUUGGGGCCUUACUCUAAUCUCCUUGAACCCGUCCAUCCCCUCUUCAAUGUUGUCUUGGAAAGAUACCACGAAGCCCACCAAUUCUUCUCCGGCUUCUCCUGACUGGUGGUGACCCCAUUUUAUGUACCUCACCUGUAUUUCGUUCGAUCACUUCGAUUCUGUUGGCUAACUAGGGUCAUGUUUUUAAGAUUGUAAAUUGCUUCUUGUGAGCAUUCCAUUGAAGGGGGGAAAAUCUAUGGUUGUUAGUAGCUUUAUCUACUCUUCGAAAUAUUGGCUAAUCUAAUGAGUUAAAUUGUGCUUGACUUA